AUGUCCAUGCAGGUACUUAGUGGAGGGAGUCAUUCAGACUUCGCCGACCGUGUAUGCCAGAGGCUGGGGGAGGAUUCACCGUCCACAAAACUUACAUCAUCGCGGUUUUCGAAUGGCGAGACCAGUAUUGUCAUUGGAAACUCGGUCCGCGGCGCCGAUCUGUUUAUCAUCCAGACAGCAGCAGAACCGGUCAACGACAUGCUCAUGGAACUCUUAAUCACGAUCAGCGCCUGCAAGACUGCCUCGGCCAGGAAGAUCACCGCCGUGCUCCCCUGUUUCCCUUAUUCGAGGCAAGACAAGAAAGACCGCAGUCGAGCUCCCAUCACCGCUAAACUGGUGGCCAACAUGCUUGAGACAGCCGGCUGCAAUCAUAUCAUCACUAUGGACUUGCAUGCCUCACAAAUCCAGGGCUUCUUCAAUAUUCCCGUGGACAAUCUCUAUGCCGAGAGUGCAAUGGUCGAGUACAUUCGAAGUAAUAUGCCCCUGGACAACGUCGUCAUUGUGUCUCCUGACGCAGGUGCUGCUAUCAUUGCGGACAAGCUGCGUCUUGAUCUAGCCCUCAUCCACAAGGAGCGUAAAGUCGCCAGUAAAAUCAGUCGUAUGAUUCUAGUUGGAUCGGUUGUCAAUAAGACUGCCGUUAUUGUUGACGACAUCGCGGACACAUGUGGCACCCUGAUCAUGGCAUCGGACGUAUUGAAGAACCACGGUGCCAUCAGUUGCCGCGCCGUCGUUGUCCAUGGAUUUCUCUCAGGUCCUGCCAUCCAGAAGAUCGAGGAGAGCUCUUUGGAGAGACUCGUGGUCACAAACACCCUUCCCCUAUCACCGACCGCUCAAAAAUGUCCCAAAAUCGAGUCCAUCGACGUCAGUGGCAUCAUUGCAGAAGCAAUUCGACGGACACACCAUGGUGAAUCUGAUAUCUGCUAUCAAGAGAUCGAAGGCUUGAAAGUAGGUUUGGCAGGCUUUGUGUUCAGGCUUGAUACUAAUGGGAACACGAUGGUCGUCCAACGCUCUGCAACAACGGUGGCGACGGUGUUAGAGCAGCCUUUGUCUCUCGUAGUCGACAGCAACGAUGACACAGCUGGUGACUACUCUCCCAACCAUCACCGUCGGAAUAAGAGACUUCGCAGAGAUGAAACAGGCACCCGGUUAGGCACCAGCGACCCCAGUAGGGUGACGGUGCCUCUGAAUCAAAGCGCCAGCACCGGAGCUAGCACGAGCACCAUGGCUCUGCCCACGCCGCCGACCACCACUCAAAAUCUGAUCAACAAUGAAUUCAGCGUGUCGAAGACGAGAGUCUGGAUGAAGGUACUGGAUCCUGCGUCACAGAAGCUGCUCGCCCGGGUGCCGGAUUCCACUCCAGCAGAGAUCCAAAAAGCCGUGACCGUGGCGGAAGCGGCGCAGACAGCGUGGGCGUCGUUGCCCAUAUCGAAACGGAAAGCCCUGCUUUUCUCCCUGCUGGGUGUUUUGCAGCAGCACACCGUUGACUUUCAACAGUCGCUGCAGCUCGAAGUGGGGAAGACACUGCAGGACGCCGAGUCGGAAUUCGAGAGAGGAAUUGAUGCUAUCCACACGGCGUGCUCAGCCACGGCCGAGAUGAAUGGCAAACACUGGACCACCAAUUCGACAGAGACCUACACGAUCCACCAGCCCGUCGGGGUCUGCGUAAUCAUCACUCCCUUUAAUUUCCCUUUCAUGAUCCCUCUGUGGUCGAUCCCCUACGCUGUCAUCACCGGCAACACAGUGGUCUUGAAACCUUCCGAAAAGGCCCCUUCGACUGCUAACCUUCUAGGGAGAUGUUUCGUACAGGCGGGGUUUCCGCCUGGAGUGAUCAAUAUCAUUCAUGGAUCAUCGGUGACCGUCGACAAAUUGCUCUCGCAGCCUGUCGUCAGCGCGGUAUCCUUUGUGGGCUCCGAACUGGCGGGAGAACGCGUCUACGAGCAUGCCAAAGCCACCAGAAAGAGAAUCCAAGUCGAAGUCAGUGGGAAAAACCACGGGAUUGUGCUGGAGGAUGCGUCCAAGACCAAGACUCUCUAUGCCAUUGCCGGGAGCGCAUUUGGGGCCGCGGGUCAGAGGUGUAUGGCGCUGAGUGUCAUGCUCUGCGUCGGGUCGACCAAGGAAUGGAUCGACGAUCUCGUCCAGCUGGCCGGGUCGCUCAAAGUCGGCUGCGGUUCUGAUCCUGGCACCGAAGUCGGCCCCUUGAUCACGGCCGCGGCAAAAGAGAGAGUGGAAGAUAUGAUCGACCUGGCCGAAGCCGAAGGCGCCCAUGUCGUGCUGGACGGACGAAAAUAUUGCGUGCCCGAAUACCCCGAGGGGAACUUUGUCGGGCCCACCAUCAUCACCAAAGUGCAGACGUCUAUGCAGUGCUACCAGGACGAGAUCUUUGGGCCUGUCCUCGUGUGCAUCGAGGUCGACACCCUGGACGAGGCCAUCGAGAUAGCAAACGAGAACAGGUACGGCAACGGAUGCUCGCUGUUCACGACCGAUCCGGUCCAUGCUCAGACCUUCCAGCGCAAAAUCAACAUAGGCCAGAUUGGAAUUAAUGUUCCGGUUCUGGCGGCUUCGGGUCCUGUUGCAAGAACGGCAAACAAAGACUCAUUCCUCGGAGACAAUGAAUGUGGACGGAGCCCCUGGCAGUUCUUCACAAUGCCCAAAACUGUCACAGCGCUGUGGCGGUGA
Molecule: messenger RNA, 2676 nt
Organism: Fonsecaea nubica
Lineage: Eukaryota; Fungi; Ascomycota; Eurotiomycetes; Chaetothyriales; Herpotrichiellaceae
Product: methylmalonate-semialdehyde dehydrogenase (acylating)
Exons: 5
Coding region: 1-2676 (891 amino acids)
Biological process (GO): L-valine catabolic process; nucleotide biosynthetic process; thymine catabolic process
Cellular component (GO): mitochondrion
Molecular function (GO): magnesium ion binding; methylmalonate-semialdehyde dehydrogenase (acylating, NAD+) activity; ribose phosphate diphosphokinase activity
Source: RefSeq, a predicted model, not a curated record